GCCGCCGCCGCCGCCGCCGCCGUCAACAGCUGAUGUCAUUCUGCUAUCACCUGCCGCCGUCACCGACGUUGUCACAAUUGUAAUCUCGCCGCCAUCACCGCCGUGGUAUCGUUGCUCUUGUUUUAUCAUAGAAAAUAUAUAAUAUGUGUUUUAUGCUUUAUACUUGUCCAUAAGACUUAUUAUUAUUAUUAUAUAAUCAAAUAUUCUGUUAACAUUCAAUAUUAACAAAUCAGUGUCACCUCACCCCCAUACCGGCGCGAGUCGUCGUUGCUAACUGCCAUAUCUCGUAGGAGUUACGUCGGCGACUGAACAGGAACUGUGGAAGAGAAUACAAUCGUCACUGUUCUGUUCAUCUCGUGUGUGUCUUGUGUAAUCAGCUGUAAAAUGUACUCCUUAGCAAAGUUGUCUUACUACGCUUGCAGCGAUGAUGAAAAAUUUAUUUAUGACGAGUUGGAAACAUUAAAAAUUGACAUUCAACCCUGUUGUGAGGAUAUUAUAAGAUACCAGAAAAAAAAGGCAAAAUUAAAUAUUAUGGAUAAUGAUAUCGAUGUCAAAUUAAUAGACGACGAAGAUUACUCGAUGAGUGAAAAGGCCGCUGCCAGUGGUCAUUUAAUGUGUUUAGCGUUCGCUGAAGGAUGUGGGUUCCCGUGGACACGAACCCUACGAGCAAAAGCUGCUGUAAACGAAGAGAACCAUAAAAAAUACCUCUUCCGUUCAUAUGAUGAAAACGUAUGCGUGGAAGCGGCCCGUAAUGGCCGACUAGAAUGUCUAAUAUACCUUCGUGACAAUGGGUGUCUAUGGGACGCUUCCACGUGUGAGGCAGCCGCAGCCGGUGGGCAUAUUGAUUUGCUCCGCUAUGCGGAUGAACACGGCUGCCCAUGGAACGAGUUAACGUGUGCAGCAGCCGCGAGAGGUGGGCACAUGGACGUGCUACGGUAUGCUCAUGAAAACGGUUGUUUGUGGGACCAUUCUACGUGUGAAGCAGCCGCGAAAUAUGGGCACAUUGAUUUGCUGCGCUAUGCGCAUGAAAACGGAUGCCCAUGGGACGAGGACACGUGUUCGAGUGCAGCAUACGGUGGUCACAUGGACGUGUUGAGGUAUGCCCGUGAAAACGGCUGCCGGUGGAAUGAAGACACGAGCUCGUUGGCUGCAGGAAAGGGGCACAUGAACAUACUGCGGUAUGUUCAUGAACUCGGUUGCCCGUGGGACGAGAAAACGUGUUCGAGUGCAGCACUCGGUGGUCACAUGGACGUGUUGAGGUAUGCCCAUGAAAACGGCUGCCCGUGGAACGAGGAUACGUGUUCGAAUGCAGCAUUCGAUGGUCACAUGGACGUGUUAACAUACGCCCAUGAAAACGGCUGCCCGUGGGACCAUUCUACGUGUUAUGCAGCCACGGUAUAUGGGCACAUGGACGUUCUGCGCUAUGCCCAUGAAAACGGCUGCCCGUGGGACCAUACUACGUGUGAAGUAGCUGCGGGACGUGGGCACAUAGACGUGCUACGGUAUGCUCAUGAAAACGGCUGUCCGUGGGACCAUACUACGUGUUUUUCAGCCGCGAUAUGUGGGCACAUGGACAUUCUGCGCUAUGCCCAUGAAAACGGCUGCCCGUGGGACCAUACUACGUGUAAAGUAGCUGCGGGACGUGGGCACAUAGACGUGCUACGGUAUGCUCAUGAAAACGGUUGUCCGUGGGACCUUUCUACGUGUUUUUCAGCCGCGGAAGGUGGGCACAUCGACGUGCUACGGUAUGCUCAUGAAAACGGCUGCCCGUGGAACGAGUUUACGUGUGCAGUAGCCGCGGAAGGUGGGCACGUGGACGUGCUACGGUAUGCUCAUGAAAACGGCUGCCCGUGGAACGAGUUUACGUGUGCAGCAGCCGCGAAAUUUGGGCACAUGGACGUGCUACGGUAUGCUCAUGAAAACGGCUGCCCGUGGAACGAGUUUACGUGUGCAGCAGCCGCGAAAUAUGGGCACAUGGACGUUCUGCACUAUGCCCAUGAAAACGGCUGCCCGUGCUAUCAUAAUUAACACACUAAAAUAUAAAUAUUAAGUCCCACCGCCUCCGCAGCCCAUCUCAAUAUAAUCAUAAUGUAAAUCAUAGCUAUAAGUAUAUUAAUUUAUAAUUUAUAUUGUACACCAUUGUUUUUUCUCUUUCAUAUCGUUUCUUUUUGUAUAUUACUGUUAAGAUCGAAUGUUGUUUUUAUUAUGCAUGUAAUUGGGCCUGUUGAAAACUUAAAUAAAUAAUAUGAUAAUGUAACUUGACUAAGCCAUUUUCAUAAGUCAUUAUUUUAUCUGAGACCUACCAGGGAUAAUUAUAGUAAUACGUUAUUGAGUAGGUUUUUGUGAACCAUAAAUAAAACACGUUUUUUAAUCGA
Messenger RNA from Aphis gossypii (cotton aphid), 2375 nucleotides. RefSeq lists its product as uncharacterized. The record is from RefSeq and is a predicted model, not a curated record. The transcript has 3 exons. The coding region runs from base 385 to 2028 and encodes 547 amino acids. Lineage: Eukaryota; Metazoa; Arthropoda; Insecta; Hemiptera; Aphididae.